GGGAAAGGCGCUAGAGGAUUGUGGGAAGAUGGAGGGCAACGUGGGGAAGUUGGAAGUGGAAGCUUUGCGAAGGAAAGAGAGGCUGAAAGAGCUACGGAACAAAAGGCAAAAAGAUGAAAGUGAACCUCAGAGUAAACUACGAGCAGGCGAAGAGGAAGAACAACACAGGGAGCUGAAGCUGAGAAAUUACACCCCCCAGGAUGAAGUUCUGAAGGAGCGGCAGGUGCCACAGGCCAAGCCAAUCUCAGUGGAAGAGAAGGUACAGGAACAGCUGGAAGCAGCCAAACCAGAGCCAAUCAUUGAGGAAGUAGACUUGGCUAAUCUUGCUCCCAGGAAACCCGACUGGGAUCUAAAGAGAGAUGUAGCCAAGAAGCUGGAAAAGCUGGAGAAAAGGACCCAGAGAGCCAUUGCUGAGUUAAUACGGGAGCGGUUAAAAGGACAGGAGGAAGAAUUGGCUACAGCAGUGGCAUCAGCAAAUCAAGAGGAUGAAGAUUCAGACUAAACCCACUGUGUAAUGGAAAAAAGGACUCUAGCACCUGAUUUGUGGCCCAAAAAUGUGUGGCUAAUAAGAUUUCACAGAAUUCAACCAUUCUUGAGCUCUGAUUCUCUGUACUCCUGGGCUGCUCUCUUUCCCAUGGUCAGGCAGGGAUUCAGGACUUGGUUCCAGUUGAGCAUUUGGUGGAAAUUACCUGGUUUCAUUGCAGUAGUCUCUAGGGGCAAGGAAAAGCAGUGUAAAGCCGAGUGAUACAGCUUUGGAUGCUAGAGACGAACAUUUACUUCAUCAAACCAAGGAAUAUCUUCCAACCAGCUUUAUAGUCAGGAUCAAUCCCUCCCCCUGACUGACAUGGGAAAGAGAACAGUCCAAUACUAGGAGUACAGAGGAUCAGAUCUAUACAGAGGCACGAGUUUCCUGUACAUCAAUGUCUGUAAUUAAAUGAUUAUAGUUUAGGGUAUAAGCCGUGCGAGGCUCUUCUGUAUCUGUGGAAACUCAAUAGGCUUUGCUACAGUGAGGAAGCAUUUCCAGUUCACGUAGGACAAUACAUUGGUUUGUAUCAUGUGUACAUUGUAUAAGUAGAAGUAACAUGUUACUAUUUCUUACAUUUUAUAAUAAACAUUUAAAAACACA
This is a messenger RNA of Xenopus laevis (African clawed frog), 1126 nucleotides long. RefSeq names its product coiled-coil domain containing 12 L homeolog (gene ccdc12.L). The record is from RefSeq and is marked predicted. Gene Ontology annotation, cellular component: U2-type spliceosomal complex; post-mRNA release spliceosomal complex. NCBI's taxonomy places the organism in Eukaryota, Metazoa, Chordata, Amphibia, Anura, Pipidae.